CCCCCGGCUCCGCCCGUCGCCGGCUGCCUCCCGUCGCCGCUCAGCUCCGCACCGCUCCGCUCCGCACCGCUCCGGGCGGCGCCCAUGGGCUGCGGCAACUCCACGGCCGGCGGCGCGGGCGGGCGAGGUGCCACAGGGACUACUAAAGAUGUUACAGGAUCCAGUUAUUUUAAUUCAAAGGAUUUCUUGUUUCCUGAUGGCGAUUCAUUGCAACUCCAGGAGCCAGGUGGAUUGAGGGAGGACUGGAUCCUGCUCAGAACCCUCCCAGAUGGUGACAGAAUAUCUGAAAGAAGCUGUAUGCUAAUGUGCUCUAUAUCUUUUGGUGUUACAGAGCAGAAGAAUCUGUAUCAGAUGAUGACAAAAGGAGGAACUACGGUGGUGUGUAUGUUGGUCUGCCAUCAGAUGCGGCUGCCAUGGUAUCUAGUCAGACGAAAGCUGCACCAAAAGAAGGAAAUAAACACAGCAAGAUCCAAACAGCUGGAGCAGUCUUCUGCAAAGACCAUUUGCCAGUGCUUUAGCGAGAGUUGUCUUUCUGCUGAAGAUUUUUAUAUUUACAUAGCCUUCCAGAGAGCAAAACAGAUCAGAGCACCAAAAAAUCUAAACUGUUGCAAGUUCCAACUACGGGUAAAGCUUAAAGUACAACAUUGAAUCAGUUUGGUAUAAUGGUUGCAUUAUGGAAACCUCCUGCUGUUCUCCAGUGAAAAUGAAAUUAAGGAACUCAUGGUGGAUGUUUCUGCACAAGAGCUAACUUUGAUGAUCUGCAACUUAUUUCUCUGUGGCCAUAUUGCAGAUUUCAUCAGCUAUCAGCUACGCUUCGUAUAUUUUCUCCAACAAUUUUUGAUAGAUUUUAUAUAGAAAAUCAUUACUCCUGUCCACUUAAUAGUUCCUAUGGUAGGUUCCUAUAAAUUUAUUGUUAAUUUACUUCAGAGUAAUAUAUUUGAAAGGUUUGCAUCUUUUUGGUAAUAUUGCAAAUUUUACUAUUUUUGCUGUGAAAACUUUAGAAUGAAAUAAGCGUAAGACCAUCGGGCUCUUUAUAAUUGCUACCAUCACUUUUAUACAGUGAAAUUAAUAUUAGUGUUUAAUUUUCACCUUUUAAAAAGAUAAUGCUCAAGGAAAUUUAUUUAAAUAAGGACAGUGUAUUUCGUCAUAAUAUGUAUGUCUGUUUUUAUUUUCUUCAGCUUUAUCUCUUUUAUAAAGCAUUACGUGGAAAAAAAUACUAAUGAAACAAACUA
Messenger RNA from Cygnus atratus (black swan), 1232 nucleotides. RefSeq names its product chromosome 1 C12orf75 homolog (gene C1H12orf75). The transcript is spliced from 7 exons. Lineage: Eukaryota; Metazoa; Chordata; Aves; Anseriformes; Anatidae. The record is from RefSeq and is a predicted model, not a curated record. The coding region runs from base 85 to 648 and encodes 187 amino acids.